This is a messenger RNA of Daldinia decipiens, 1994 nucleotides long. RefSeq names its product glycoside hydrolase family 5 protein. Lineage: Eukaryota; Fungi; Ascomycota; Sordariomycetes; Xylariales; Hypoxylaceae. The coding region runs from base 513 to 1736 and encodes 407 amino acids. Gene Ontology annotation, molecular function: hydrolase activity, hydrolyzing O-glycosyl compounds. The transcript is spliced from 4 exons. The record is from RefSeq and is a predicted model, not a curated record.
GUUAAUAACUACCUACAUAAUUGGCAUAUUAACAAUUGACUUUGUAUAACUACCAAAUAACCAAAUAACAAUCAAACAAUACCAAAGCUAUGCGCUUCAUAUUAGCAAACGAAUUGAUUUAUGAUAUAUCGAGAACCACACAUUCAACCUGCCAAUGCUAUACUUAUGCGACAGUUCGCAUCUCUACAAUGAGGAUCCAAACGUCCAUACGAGGAACAACUAUAGAGUAAACACAUUUGAUAUUUACUACUUGGUAGUCACGGCAAAGUAAUGGUCUAGAUUAGGCCUGUUGAAGCUUAUGAGCUGCAAUUUCUACUAUUUCGGUAUCUCAUAUUACCCAUUACUCGGAAGACUUCCCUCCGCGGGCCAUUACAACACCGUCUGGUGGUUUAUACUAACUACCUACCUACGUUUAUAUGUCAAAGUUCGCCGUACUUCAUUUCUCUGAUUUAACUGUUCAACCAUGUUCUGCUUUUCUAACUAACUAACUAGAUCAAAUUCAUACUAAAGAAAUGAAGUUGUCUCUGGUUCUUCUGUGGGCGGCAAGCGCUCUUGCCUCCCCUCUCCGCCGGAGCGCUGCAAGGUUAUCUCCGGUCACGCGCAAUGGGACCAGUCUUUUGGUUGACGGGAAGGUCUGGAAAAUGGUUGGGCCAAAUGUCUACUGGCUAGGCCUCGAUGAAAAUGUGAUACCUCCAGCUGGGGAGCCGUUCUAUGCUCCUACCAAAGCCAGCUACCCUACCAAAGAGCGUAUUACCGAGGUGAUGGCAACCGUACAAGCUCUGGGAGGCACUAUGAUUCGCGGGCAUACCUUGGGUAUUAGUACCGGGAACCCCCUGAGUGUUGUACCCGAACCGGGAGUAGUCAACGAAAGAGCCUUCGACCCAAUCGACUGGGCCGUCUAUCAAGCAGGUGUAUACGGUAUCAGGCUACUAAUACCGUUGGUGGAUAACUAUGACUAUUAUCACGGAGGAAAAUACAACUUCCUUCGUUGGGCAGGUUUCGACCUAAACCAAAGUCGGGAUGAGAAGAACCCUCUAGUUCAGCAAUUCUACACCAAUACCACCAUCGUCUCUACCUUUAAGGACUACAUUAGGACGAUUAUAACCCACAGAAACCAGUACAAUAACCUUACCUUUGCUGAAGAUCCUACAAUCUUCGCAUACGAGACGGGGAACGAGCUCCUCGGUCCCGUAUGGGGUGAUAUGAACUCGCCAGCGGACUGGGUCCAGGACAUCGCCAAGCAUGUUAAGAGUCUUGCUCCGCAGAAGCUAGUAGUCGACGGAACUUACGGCAUCAACAAAACCCACCUAAGUAUCGAAGAAAUCGACAUAUUCUCCGACCACAUGUACCCCGUCGACACGGCCAAACUAGAAGCCGAUAUCAAACUCGUUGAAGCUGCUGGGCGCCCGUUCUUCGCCGGUGAGUACGACUGGGUCGGUGGCAACACCGCCAACCUUCAGUCCAUGUUCAAGAUCAUCGAGGAGAAUCCUGCCGUUGCGGGUGAUACUUUCUGGAGCCAAUUUGGCCACAAUGCCCCCGACUGCAAAACCUACGUGGACCACAGCGACGGUCUCGCGCUUCAAUAUGGCAACCCGAAGAACACGGCGAAUCAGAACAGCCGCAUCCAGCUUAUACGAAAGCACUUCAUCGCCAUGAGCCAGGGCAAGGAGAUUGCGCCGGAUGAGCCUUUGCCUGAGGUGCCGUGCCCGGCCCCUACGUCGCCAUCGUUCCGUUAGGGAACCACCUUUGGCCUAUGGCUACUAGGACGACGAGGAGAGCUCGUAUUGGGCGGGCACUAAUCCAAACUGUUAGUUUAAAGGGGGGCUUUUGUAUCCACAUAGUCACGGAUUUGAAAGAAGUAUAAAAAACCACUGCACUUAUGACAAACCCCAGGAAUAUUUAUAUGAUCUCGGAUCUUGGAGCAACCUAGCCAGGGAAAUCAUUUCCCCCAGCGUAAGAAGUAAUGAUAUAAGCCCAUCGCCCCUAGCUAAGAC